GUUUUGGUUUUCAGAAAAACGAUUUCAUAUGCAAUAUCAGCAAACCAAACUCGUCGUUCUUUUUUCUUCUCUCUCGCUAUAAACAGAAAUCUUUGUUUUUAAUAUUAACUUUCUCAAUCUAGAGAUUUUCUUUUGUGUGGUUGUUUUUUUGGAUUUUUCUUGAUUUGUUAUUAAUUUUUUAUUUAUAGAUUUGAUUUUUUGUUACAUAUGAGAGCAUGAGCUGGUUUGACAAGUUACGUUCUACAUCGAAUUCAAGCCUUUUUAUGAUUGGGCUUUUAAUUUUCAUUCUUUAUCAUUCAUUCUUACUAUUGAUUUCAAAUAAUAGUAAUAAUAUCAUUUUUAUAAAACCCUAAAUUGGAUUUCUCAUAUUCAUUGAUUUCUCUUCAUAAUUCUUAUUCUUUCUUCUUCUUUCAAUAACCAAACAAUCAAGGGAAUCUUUCAUACAUUUUUUUUUCUUCAUAUUUUUCUUGUGUUGAUUACAAUGGAGCAAAAGGAUUCUCUCUUCAACAAUGACAACAAUAAUAACAAUGUGGAUGGUACUUUUUUCUCACAUACCGAUAGGCAACCUUCCCCUCCUUCCGUCAUUGUGGUAGGUGGUGGCAUAUCGGGAAUUGCAGCUGCUCGUGCCCUUCGCGAUGCAUCUUUUAAGGUACUCUUGUUGGAAUCAAGAGAUAGAAUUGGUGGUCGAAUUCAUACGGACUACUCACUUGGUUGUCCCAUCGACUUGGGAGCAUCAUGGUUACACGGUGUUUGCAAUGAGAACUCCCUGGCUCCACUUAUACGUGGCCUAGGGCUUACGUUAUACCGUACUAGUGAUGAUGACUCGGUGCUGUAUGACCAUGAUUUAGAAAGCUAUGUGCUUUUUGAUAUGGAGGGGAAUCAAAUUCCUCAGCAGCUGGUAAUGGAAGUUGGAAAUAUAUUUAGGACAAUUUUGAAAGAGACAGAAAAAGUUAGAAAUGAAAGUGUGGAUGACAUGUCUGUUCUAAAGGCUAUUUUGAUUGUUCUGGAUAAGAACCCAGAUUUGAGACUAGAAGGUCUUGCCCACGAAGUCCUGCAAUGGUACUUAUGUAGAAUGGAAGCAUGGUUUGCUGCAGAUGCAGACAAGAUAUCAUUGAAAAACUGGGACCAGGAGGAUGUUCUAACUGGUGGUCAUGGACUUAUGGUGGAGGGAUAUUAUCCCGUGGUAAAAGCGCUUGCGAAAGACAUUGACAUUUGCUUGAAUCACAGGGUUACAAAGAUAUCUAGUGGCUGUAGUAAAGUGGAACUGACUUUAGAAGAUGGGAGAAAUCUUAUUGCGGAUGCUGCCAUAAUCACAGUACCCCAUGGAGUUCUCAAAGCUGAACUUAUUGAGUUUGAGCCGAAGCUACCUAAGUGGAAAGCAGAUGCCAUUUCUGAUCUUGGUGUUGGUAACGAGAACAAGAUUGCAUUGCUUUUUGACACAGUCUUUUGGCCGAACGUAGAGUUUUUAGGCGUUGUUGCACCAACAUCAUAUGCAUGUGGUUAUUUUCUCAAUCUACACAAGGCAACAGGCAACCCUGUCCUAGUCUAUAUGGCAGCUGGAACAUUUGCUGACGACAUACAGAAAUUCUCCGAUGAGGCUGCGGCCAAUUUUGUGAUGUCGCAGCUCAAGAAAAUGCUACCUGACGCAACAGAGCCGGUACAGUACCUUGUAUCGCGCUGGGGAAGUGACCCAAAUUCGCUUGGUUCUUACACUUAUGACUUGGUGGGAAAGCCUGCUGAUUUGUACGAGAGGCUUAAGGCUCCAGUAGGUAGUCUCUUCUUCGGAGGGGAGGCUGUUAGUACGGACCAUUCCGGUUCAGUACAUGGUGCUUACUCGGCAGGAUUGCAGGCUGCAGAAGAUUGCCGAAGGUAUCUUUUAGAGCGACUGGGUAACUUGGAAGUCUUUCAGCUCAUUUCUUCAAGGGAAGAUGUCAUUGAAUCAAUGGUUCCUCUCCAAAUCUCCAGAAUGUGAAAGAGCUCUUUUUGUUAUUGGAAGAUGGGAACUAUUUAACUUUAAUGAAAUAGCCAAAUUACAGGAAUUAUGGAUUUUACUUUUACCCUGAUCAUUGAUUUAGGCAAUUUUUUUACUUCGCCUCUGUUGGAUUGUUAACAAAUAUCUACAAAGAUGAAAUAACUCUGGAGAGAUACUGACAAUCAAUGAGUUGACGAGUUUACAACAGUCUGGCGACUGAUUUUAUGUGCUAGAAAACAAUUUUCUUA
Papaver somniferum (opium poppy) is the source of this 2220-nucleotide messenger RNA. Its product is annotated as probable polyamine oxidase 4. The record is from RefSeq and is a predicted model, not a curated record. Gene Ontology annotation, cellular component: peroxisome. Lineage: Eukaryota; Viridiplantae; Streptophyta; Magnoliopsida; Ranunculales; Papaveraceae. Gene Ontology annotation, molecular function: polyamine oxidase activity. The transcript has 10 exons. Bases 482 to 1972 code for a protein of 496 amino acids. Gene Ontology annotation, biological process: polyamine catabolic process.